AAGAGACUCAAACGGAAGAAACAAACCAACCAAAACCCCUCCCAAAUACAAAAACCAAACCAAUCAAAAACUUCUUUACUCGCGGAUGGCUCAAGCCUUGGCUCCACCACUCCCGGUGGUCACCACCGUCUCACCAGAGCCGCCGCAGCCGCCACCACCACCGCAGCAAAAGCCGUACGCUCUACAAUACGUGACGGAUCUUCUUGGCCGGAUCGGUAUCAAAGACACAGACAAAGAUGGCUCCAUUAGCCCACAGAGUCCGAGGAGCCCUAGAAGCCCAAGAAACUCUAUUCUCAUGGGGAAGUACGAGCUAGGGAAGCUUCUCGGCCACGGAACCUUCGCUAAGGUCUAUUUAGCACAAAACAUCAAAUCUGGAGAAAACGUAGCCAUUAAAGUCAUUGACAAGGAGAAGAUCAUGAAGAGCGGUUUGGUUGCUCACAUUAAACGGGAAAUCUCGAUCCUCCGCCGCGUCCGCCACCCUUACAUCGUCCAUCUAUUCGAAGUUAUGGCCACGAAGACCAAGAUUUACUUCGUGAUGGAGUACGUUCGAGGCGGCGAGCUGUUCAACACGGUGGCUAAAGGUCGAUUGCCGGAGGAAACUGCCCGGAGAUAUUUCCAGCAGCUGAUCUCCUCUGUUUCGUUCUGCCACGGACGCGGCGUUUACCACCGUGACCUUAAGCCGGAGAAUCUGCUCUUAGACAAUAAAGGGAACCUUAAAGUCUCCGACUUUGGUCUCAGCGCGGUGGCAGAGCAGCUCCGGCAAGACGGGCUCUGCCACACGUUUUGCGGGACUCCGGCUUAUAUUGCGCCGGAGGUUUUGACUCGGAAAGGGUAUGAUGCAGCGAAAGCCGAUGUUUGGUCUUGUGGAGUGAUCUUGUUCGUGUUGAUGGCUGGUCACAUUCCGUUUUACGACAAGAACAUUAUGGCUAUGUACAAGAAGAUCUACAAAGGGGAGUUUCGAUGUCCUCGUUGGUUUUCUUCGGAUCUUGUUCGGUUAUUGACUCGGCUUCUUGACACGAAUCCGGAUACUCGGAUCACGAUACCUGAGAUCAUGAAGAGUAGGUGGUUCAAGAAAGGAUUCAAACAUGUGAAAUUCUACAUCGAAGACGAUAAGGUAUGUAGGGAAGAUGAGGAAGAGGAGGAGGAGUCUUGUUCAUCUGGCAGGUCUUCGACGGUUUCGGAGAGCGAUGCUGAGUUCGAUGUGAAGCGGGUCGGGUCAAUGCCGAGACCAAUGAGCUUAAACGCGUUUGACAUUAUAUCUUUCUCUUCAGGGUUUGAUCUGUCUGGUUUGUUUGAGGAAGGAGGAGAAGGGACGAGGUUUUUGUCAGGUGCUCCUGUUUCAAAGAUCAUAGCGAAACUGGAGGAGAUUGCGAAAGUUGUGAGCUUUACGGUGAGGAAGAAGGAAUGGAGUUUGAGGUUAGAAGGUUGUAGAGAAGGAGCAAAUGGACCACUGACAAUUGGAGCUGAGAUAUUUGAGCUGACGCCAUCUCUUGUGGUGGUGGAGGUGAAGAAGAAAGGAGGAAACAGAGAAGAGUAUGAAGAGUUUUGCAACAAGGAACUCAGACCGGAGCUAGAGAAACUGAUGCACGACCAAGAAGCAGAAGAAGGAGAAGAAGUUGUAGUAGAAGAAGCAUUGUAUUUGCCAUCUGAUACUGAAUAGUAAAACAGAGGAAGGCUGUGAACAAGAAUACAAUAAACAAGAUUAUCACAUUCUUUCGUUACUAUUGAUUUUUAUUCAUUAUUCUUGUUAUAUAUUUACGUUGGGAAUUCUGCGUUGAUGGUGCGUGACUGGGAGAUUACGGAGAUCUUUAAGAUUCACUUCAAUCUUGUAAGCUAAGAUAUCUCCCUAAUCUCCCAAUGUAUGUGUAUGUAUAUAAAUAUGUAAGUGAUAUUGUAAUGUGAGUGAUAGGAAGAUGAGAGAAGGAAGAAAAUGCAAAAGAGUGAGAUAUGAGUAAUUUAUUCGGUUUUUGCUGGUUACUAUAUGGCCAGUUUUUCGUCAAUUUCUCAUAUAAUAUAGACAUGUAAUACAAGA
Molecule: messenger RNA, 2032 nt
Organism: Eutrema salsugineum
Lineage: Eukaryota; Viridiplantae; Streptophyta; Magnoliopsida; Brassicales; Brassicaceae
Product: CBL-interacting serine/threonine-protein kinase 18
Exons: 1
Coding region: 86-1660 (524 amino acids)
Biological process (GO): protein phosphorylation; signal transduction
Molecular function (GO): protein kinase activity; ATP binding
Source: RefSeq, a predicted model, not a curated record